This is a messenger RNA of Ananas comosus (pineapple), 6009 nucleotides long. RefSeq lists its product as uncharacterized. The transcript is spliced from 17 exons. The record is from RefSeq and is a predicted model, not a curated record. Gene Ontology annotation, cellular component: transcription factor TFIIIC complex. NCBI's taxonomy places the organism in Eukaryota, Viridiplantae, Streptophyta, Magnoliopsida, Poales, Bromeliaceae. Gene Ontology annotation, molecular function: DNA binding. Gene Ontology annotation, biological process: transcription initiation at RNA polymerase III promoter; 5S class rRNA transcription by RNA polymerase III. Bases 125 to 5869 code for a protein of 1914 amino acids.
CUUCUCAACGUCCCUUCCCUCCACCCCCACUUUCCGAACCCGAUUCUGAGAAUACAAAACCCUAAUCCCCAUCCCCGUUUCCCCCUCCCCUCCGAUCGAUCGAUCAAUCGAUGCGCUCUCCGCCAUGGAUACGAUCGUCUCCGCCGCACUCGAGGAGAUCUGCGCCCGCGCCGCCGCGGGGAUCCCCGUCGCCGAGCUGUGGCCGGGCCUCCGCGGCGCCCUCGCCGCCGCGGGACUCCCCCUCUCCGCCGACGUGAAGAAGGCCCUGUGGUCUCGCCUCCUCGCCCUCCCCGGGCUCCGAUUCGAGGCCGAGGGCUCGUCGCUCGGCCCUCGGGAUCCCUCCGUCCAAUGCCUGGACGAAGCCGAGAGGGGCGGGUUGAGGGUUCUUGCGGAGGAUCACGUGCGAGAUAGCUUCUUGGGAAUCUAUGAUCUUAAAGCCGCUAGCUGCGAGAUCUCGUCGAUACAGCGGUCGGCCCUCGAGCGGCUCGCCGCAGCUAGGACUAAUGGAAUAACACAGAGCGAACUUGCUAAAGAAUUUGGCAUGAAAGGAAACAAUUUCUUUUAUGUUGUAAAGAACCUUGAAGUCCAACAGCUGGUUGUCCGUCAAUCGACUAUAGUAAGGGGUAAAGAGCCUGGAUCUGAUAGGAAAGAUGCUUCGGAAAGCACUUCUAUUGUUACUACCAACUUACUAUAUUUACAUCGUUUUGCAAAAAACUUGGAUUGGAAUUCUCAAAAAAGGAUUGAGAUUUCUAGGCCCGAUAAACCAGCAAGUGACGGUGAUGCCCAUGGCUGUUCUUUACGUCAUGAUGGAGCUCUCGAGGAUGAUGUUUCCAUUAGGGACUUUCUGCCAGCAAUGAAAGCUAUUUGUGAUAAACUCGAAACAGCAAGCGGAAAGGUUCUUGUGUCUUCAGAUAUCAAGGUGGCUCUCGGUUAUCGUUUGACCCCUGGGCACAGAGCUUGGAGGAAUAUCUUGAACAGGCUGAAAGAUGCUCGGCUUGUGGAAGAAUUUCAAGGAAAUGUUGAUGAGAAGGUUGUGACCUGUUUACGCUUGUUGAGGAAAUUUGAUCCGAAUGAUUUUGUGCCUAAAACAGUAGUGGGUGGAUACGAUGUGCUUGAUUCGGAACAUCUGGUCAAACAUGGUAAAAGAGGUCAGAUAACCGAUCAGCUUGUGGAGCUUCCAUUAGAUCAUUGUAUAUAUGAUAUGGUUGAUGCUGAAGGGCCAAAAGGAAUCACCAUUCCUGAGAUAUGCAAACGUGUUGGAUUUAAUGCUAAGAAGCUUUAUAAGCGACUGAUUACCAUGAGAGAAAGGUUUAACAUGCCCUGGCAGGCUGAGAUUCAGGACAGGACACCACAAUAUCGAGUUUGGACCCACAGAAACUAUUUGAACUAUAAGGCUGGUACAACAGUUAAUGGAAGCUCUGAAGCACUUCCUGAUGAGAAGGAACUUUCUACUAGGCCGAAGACCUUAAUUCCAUUCAAUCAAACAUCUCCAAGUGUUCAAUUGGAAGACUUGUUCCACAGUAAAGUAGUCACGUGCUCACCGAAGACUGUUUCUGGAACUGUCGAGUCACAGUUACCGAGCAAUUUUUCAGGAGGUGAUGGAGAUUUCGAACCUAAACAUCAAGUUGAACACCAAAAUGACAUUGAGGAGCCUUCUGCUAAUAAUGAUGAGCCAAAGCAUUGCUGUAGUGAAAUAGCGCAACACUCCAAUGCUCAACAGUCAGGCAGCCGUCCCUCUGUUUUAUCCAUAGUAGCUAAAAUUGAAUCUGUUCAGAGGCAUCGACGUCUUCCAUCUUCUACUAGUACUACGAGGGAACGAUGGAUACUGAAAAAACUGAAGAAAGAGAAAUUCUUCCUACUAGUUGAACUCUAUAAGUGGCUUGAGAGGCUUGAGAAUUAUAAGAGCAGAAGAAUGGAUAAGAAGUCAUUAACCCGUAUACUUAACAGACUUCAACAAGCAGGGAUGUGUAAAAGCAUUCAAGUUAGUAUGCCAGGAUUGACAAACUAUAGUCGAAAUCGUAUAACAGAAGUGGUAUUGCAUCCUUCCAUUACUCUAUCCUCAGAACUUCUUGAUCAAAUUCAAAAAAGACGGAGAGACUUUGAUAUUGAAAUCCGUGGAGGGGGUUUAAGUAGAAAGAACAAUCGCCAACCUGUGACUGUACUAACUGGUGUGAGGAGGUCUCUAACUCGUGUUGAUGACAGACCAGUAAUAGUACAGGCUAUGCAUAAUAAUGGAUUUGUUGAUGCUAAGAUGGUCCGUGCAAAGCUCUUGCAUAAGUUUCUCUGGAGCUAUCUGACUAAUUUGCCUGAUUGGCCUAAUGCAUUUAACUCUGAGAAUCGUGGCUACGAUGUAAAGAAUCCUAACAGCACAUGCCAACUAUUUGCAUUGGAGGAGGCUAUAAAGGAAAUGCCACUUCAACUGUUUUUACAAGUUGUUGGAACUGCAAAAAAGGUUGAUAAUAUGGUAGCAAUUUGCAAACUUGGAGUGAGGCUUUCUGGUCUUCCUUUCCAGGAAUACAAGCGAUUGAUGGAUACCCUGGCAACUGGGCGACUUUCACGCAUAAUCAAUAUUUUAUAUCGGCUAAAGUUAAUUCAAUUAGUGAGGGAAGGGCAUCCAGAGGAUGAAAGUGUGCUACAACAUGCUGUCCUUAGGCAUGCUAUGGAGCUGAAGCCUUAUAUUGAAGAACCUCUGUCAAGAUCUAUGCCAUCAUCAUGUGUCAAUGCUAAUCGCAGUCCAAGAAUUCGACAUGAUUUUGUCUUUUCAAAGCAGGAUGCUGUUGAUGCUUAUUGGGAAACCUUGGAGUAUUGCUAUGCAACAGCUGCCCCAGCUGAUGCAUCACAUGCAUUCCCUGGUUCUUCUGCUCCUGAGGUCUUUCAUCCUCGAUCAUGGACUUCUCUUCGGGUUAUGACUGCUGAACAGCACAUGGAGCUGCUCAACCGUGUGACAAAUGUGGACCGAGAGAAAAAAAUUUCAUUGAAGGAUUGUAUUAGGAUUGCUAGGGAGUUGGAUCUCACAGUAGAACAGGUCCUUCGUAUCUCCUAUAGUAGGAGACAAUCACGCCUUUGUGGAAUUCCCAGAAAACUAAUAAUAUCCAAGGAGCAGGGUAACUAUCCAGAUGCAAAGAGUUCUAGAUCUUCUUCUCGAAAAAGAAAGAGAUCAGACAAAGAUGUGAUAGUUGAUCAUGCUGAAGAAAAUGAUAACUCGAGCAGAUCAAGUAAACCAAAAAUAUCUAAUCCGCCUCUUUUUAAGGAGAAAGAAGAUAAUUCUCUUAGAAUAUCACCUUGUGGAAACCAUGACAUUCACUUGCCAGCACCUGGAAAUGACAAUCAUCGUAGUGAUGAACAUGAGUAUGAGACGCACGAUGAAGACAGCGAGAACCAUGCUUUCAUCAAACAGUGUGCCUUCUUAAAUCGAAAGCCGAUGCGCAGGAAAAGAUUCACGUGGACUGACAAGUCAGACAGGCAACUGGUAAUGCAAUAUGCAAGACAUCGAGCGGCUCUUGGAGCAAGAUUUUUCCGUGUUGAUUGUUGGGACUCGCUCCCUGAUCUUCCAGCACCUCCGGAUACCUGCCGAAGGAGGAUGGCUGUGUUAAAUCGUAAUGAUGAUGUCAGGAAAGCGGUGCUGCGAUUUUGCAAUCUUCUUGGAGAAAGGUAUGCUACGUACCUGGAUACAGCACGAAGAAUAAGGGAAAAUGUUUCUCUUCCUCGUAAUAAAGAAGCUAUUGCAGAAGAUGGUUUGGAGAUGAACUUUGAACAACAUAGUUGGGAUGAUUUUGAAGACCCAGACAUAAAGCACGCCAUUGAAGAAGUCCUUCGGUACACGAAGAUGGCAAAGUUGGAAUAUCUUCACAGAGUUGGAUCCAAACAGGGAAAGGAGUGGUCAGAUAUUCCUCCUGCUGAUGGGGUUACGCAAGAUGAACAAAUUAAUACUUCGAUAGAUCCUAGAGAGGAAAUUCAGAAUAAUAUGGAAGGAGGCAAAAGUGCCAGCAUCGUAUCUCCAAAUGGUCGGAAUACUCUGAUGUCUCAUCGUUCUCAUGGGAAGUUUGUCAAGCUCUUAAAUAAUAGAGUGAUUAUCAAGAGGAGAGUAUGUGAAUCUCUAGCAGUUGCUAAUGCUGUCGAACUCCUUAAAUUGGUAUUUCUGUGUACAUCUGCAGCACCACAAGUUCAAACAUCAUUGGCAGCUACUUUGCGGCAAUAUUCUGAAAGCGACAUAUUUACUGCGUUUAACUAUCUCAAAGAAAAGAAUUUCAUGGUUGCUGGGCAGGGUACUCAACCAUAUGUCCUUUCCCAAAAGUUCUGGUGCAAUGCUGCUUCUUCUCCAUUCCCCGUUGACACAGGAAAAAGGGCAGCUAACUUUUCUAGAUGGCUUGGCAAUGAAGAGAAGAAUCUUAUGGAAGAUGGAAUUAGUCUUACUUCUGAUUUACAGUGUGGGGAAGUUGUCCAUCUCUUUGCCCUUGUUUUUUCUGGAGAGCUUGUUAUCUCACCCUCCUUGCCAGAGGAAGGAGUUGGUGAGCCUGAGGAAUCAAAUAGCUCAAAUCUUCCUAUGGAACAGCUAGAUCAGUUUGGUGAUCAGUUUGGCGAUGGAAAGGUAUUGAAACGUAAAAGUGACAAUGUGGAGCUAAGCAGUGACGAGAUUGCUAAGAAACAAAAACUUCUGUCAAAAAUAGACAGUAACUUCUGUACCCGCAGAGAGAAAGGCUUUCCUGGUAUCCAAGUGGUUCUAAAUCGUGAAACAAUUCCCAGAGAUGAGAUUAUUUGGUGCACAACAGAUAAGGAAAUCAUUGCCUUUUCUUCAUCAUGUGAUAAGAACAACCAAGGAAAUCCUGAUUCAUUUGUAGCAACAAAUGAUGGUCAAUCAUUAUCAAGUCGCUUGAAUUCGUGCCAACAAUUUUUACCUGGCAUUCAGUCAGAAGCAUCUCAAAGUGAACCGCAUUGGGAUGCAAUAUCCAGUUAUGCUGCAUGCUUUGUUCCUGCUGGGUCGAAUAAACCCUUUACCUUUUCUGCCGAGCUGUUCAGAUCUAUGCAUUCUGCUAUCCGUCAGGCUGGUGAACAAGGAUUGACCUUGAAAGAAAUAUCUGAAACUAUGGAGCUACAAGGCGUGGAAUUUGCAGAAGUCAUUGUUGCCACCCUUGAAGUAUUCAAAUUUUGUCUGAAGGUUAACGGAUAUGACACUGUUCGUGUGGUUGAUUCAUCAUAUAGAUCAAAGUAUCUUAUAAACUCGCUAGGCGAUCGCAAUCAUGGUGAUAUGCCAUCUCAUGUGAAAUCGCAAGCAGCCAACAGUGGAGAAUCUGAACACCCAUCUCCCCACAUGCAGGAGAGAACCCGUGAUUUCCAGGAAACCUGUGUGAACCUCAGUGAUGGGCAUAAAGUAACUAUUCUUGAUGUACCUUGUGAUCCUGCACUACUCUGCAUGGAAAGCACAAAUAAUGAAGGCACCAGUGUUGUUGGUGAAAGUGCACAAAAGGAAGUUCCUAGCUCCCAAAAGAAAGAAGCCGGGCUAAACAAUUCAUCUGCUGGAUGUUUAGGAUAUGUUCCGCAGCCAAUACUACCAUGGAUAAAUGGUGAUGGCAGCAUGAACACCGUCGUUUACAAAGGUUUUACACGUCGAGUCCUUGGGACUGUCAUGCAAAAUCCUGGUAUAAUGGAGGAUGAUAUCAUACACAAGAUGGAUGUAUUAAAUCCUCAGAGCUGCAGAAGACUCUUGGAAAUGUUGGUUCUGGAUAACCACCUGAGUGUUAGAACACUCUAUCAAACUACUUGUGCUACUCCAAAUAUACUGCAGAGUCUUCUCCCUUUCGAUUUGAAUAAACCUAAGUUGGUGUAUAGGAAACAUUUCUUUGCAAACCCAAUGAGUACUUUUCUACUGUAAUAUAAUCACACUUGCUUGUUGUACAGUUAUGUAUAUCAGGCCUAUUUAUACGUAUUUUAAUUGCUAAGGUUGUCUUUUUCUUUUUAUCGUUUUGAACUCUCAAAUGAAUGCAAACAGAUAGUAGAUUCAACUAAACCAAA